Molecule: messenger RNA, 2891 nt
Organism: Dreissena polymorpha
Lineage: Eukaryota; Metazoa; Mollusca; Bivalvia; Myida; Dreissenidae
Exons: 7
Coding region: 956-2218 (420 amino acids)
Biological process (GO): negative regulation of gene expression; positive regulation of DNA-templated transcription
Cellular component (GO): nucleoplasm; chromatin; cytoplasm
Molecular function (GO): ubiquitin-protein transferase activity; transcription corepressor activity; zinc ion binding
Source: RefSeq, a predicted model, not a curated record
CCGUUCAAUGACAGUUGUAAUUCUCCUAUCUUUUCGUUCACCACCAAUACAACAUGUAUUAAUCUUUGAUAAUUUACACACAUUAUUGCACUGUGUUCGUUAUCGUUACUAUUGAAUACUUCAGAAAGCAACUCUUGUCAUCAUUUAAAUUUACUUUAUUUAAGUCAAGUUCCCAAAUGCCUUCUCAACACUCGAAGAUACACAUAGCAAUAUAAAGCAAAUACUAAACAUUAUAACAAUUCCGGUUGCAACUGUGGAACAGGAAAUGUUUGGCAAAUCCUCAACCAAUAUUUAAAAGAAAAGAAAAAUAUUGGACCAAUCUAUUCCAAUCGUUCAAAACUAACAACAUAACCGCUCGGCCAGUCUGCAAGACCAAUUUAGCUUUAUUUUCCGUUUAAUUAAAUUUGUUUUCUUGCCAGAAGUAAUUUAAUGAAAACAAUAACUUUAAAUAGCCUAAAACGCAAUCGCAAUGCCCAUCACAUAACGAAACUUAUUUGCCAACACGUUUACAUAAUUUCUAUUUAAUUGAUGCGAGACCUUUCAAACUGUCAUGUAAACUAAAAUCGGGUAUCAGAGUGUUUUAAUUCUCUGAAAUAUUGUACAAAUAAAUGUACUAUCGCCUCGGGUAUAUUUUCGUGUUCAGCUAUCUCCCAUUAUAAUGACUUCCUACUUUUAGAAAAUGCACUUUCGGUUUAACCUAAAGCAAGGUCUACUUUUUUGUUACAUGUAUCGUUUGAUAACAAUUAUAAAGGAUCUUUUUUACGAUUAAUCUUCAGUUCAGGAAAUGGAGACAAGGGCAGUGGAAUGUGGACUCUGCUUUGUUGAUAAGGUUGUAGGGAUUUGCGAAAACUGUGAGUGCAAACUGUGCGAUACCUGUUUUAGGAAUCAUACCAGAGCAAAAAUGUUCAGUACCCAUAUAAUAUUUCCCAUUGAAGAAUUAAAUUAACAAAAUAAAAUGUCAAAGUUUGAAACUGCAAUAUCAACUGAUACAGGAGUAAAGUCGCCAGUCGAUACUGAUACUCACAAGCAGAAAUGUAAAGACCAUUCUGAUGAAAACCAGUCGUUUUAUUGCGAGACACACGAUGUCUGUAUUUGUGGGCGUUGUGUACUUUCAAAUCAUACAUCUUGUUUGGAAUCGGUGGUUGAUUUGAACAAUAUCCAACACGACGCAGAGAACAUGCAUAUACGUGUGUCUACAUUGCAGUCUAAAUUGCAAGAGUUGGACGAAGAAAUAGAUCGCAUUAUGGUCAAAAUAGAUGAAAAUCGACGGGUGAAUGAUAAAUGUAAAUCAAGCUCUGCAAAAGAGAUACAUGAAUUUCACGAGGCGUUAGUCGAUCAACUUAAAAUAUUGAUGACAAAAGCAGAAAAAGAAUGUGAUGACUUACACAAACAAAAUACAGACCUAUUGGAUGAAACGGAACUUAAAUGUAAGGACCAUAAACAAGUUCUGCUUCAUCAAAUGGAACUUUUAGAUGAGCUGGAAAAUAAAAAGCAUUUUCAGCAUUUAUUUUUAGCAAUUAAGAGAAAUGGAAAGAAUAUCGAUUUAUUAAAAGAUAAAAAUACAAUUUGUAGACAUGAAAGCAAUAUUAAAGAAUAUGAGUUUGUUCGUAACCUAACCUUGGUGGACAAAUUCAGUGAAAAUCAGCAGAUGGGAACAUUUACGAUUGCUUGCGAUGGAAGCGAUGAAGUUAUUGAACAUGUUGACGAAGUGCGUGAAGUUGACACUGACAUCGACAAUCAACAUUCGACAUUCGAAUAUCGAGCUGAUGUAAAGGCAACUGGAAGAGAACAUCCGGCCAAUCGGCCUCAAUCUUCAGCACCGCCACCAUUUAGCGGUAGCAGUUGGCGUGAUCGAGCAAGCGUAAGAGGGGAGAGGGAUCUCGGAAGGGGUGGCGGCUGGAGAAGGGGUGGGGACGACCGUUGGCCUAGAGACGACCGCGGACCUAGGAACGAUCGUGGCCGUAAUGACGACCGCGGUCCCAGAGAUGAUCGUGGUCCAAGGGUUGACCGAGGUCCUCGGGAUGAUCGUGGCCCCAGGGACCAGCGUGGCUUUAGGAAUGAUUGGCGGGGACCCCCGACCCGGAACGACAGAAAAGGACCUCCACCAUCAAGGGAUGACAGGGAUUCGUGGCGCAGAGAUGGUCCUCCUAGAGAUAAACCAGCCUCCUUCUCUCAAGAUCAUAAGGAGGAGGAUGGCUGGACAACUGCCAAAAGUUAAAUGUUGAAAAACCAAAAAUCAAGGAACAGUACAGUUUUAUUGAAGAAUGGAAAUUUUCAAAAUUGUAAAUAAUUAUAGCUAGUAAUGUAAAUUAUUUUUUGUUCUGUUGUGUAUACUGGGUUCAUAUGUUUCAUAAACAACAACAAAAUAUGUAUCAUGCUCUUACUGUUUAAUUUCUUGAUGAAGUUGACACAGUUUUGCAAUAGACAAAAUUGUGGUAUAAAUGAUGUACAUUUUCAUUGCUUGUAAACUAAAGUAAUAGUUCUCAUAAUUUAAAAUAAAACAAAAAAAACAAUAUAUUACAUGUCAGGUUUUGAAAACAUAAUUUCCGAAAUAAUACCAUAUUUAAUUUCAUGAGAUUAAUAUAUUAAUGACAAAGCCUCUUUCCCAUUAUCAGCUCGUACAUGUAUUGAGUGUGUGUGUGUGCUUUUCAAACCUACUGUCACGCAAGAUUAAUUGUAAUUAUGAUUGACUGACAUUUGAUAAGUUGAAGCACUGAAAAUAUGUAUUUGAUUUGUAGUCAAAAUCGUGUAUUGCUAAUGUUAACUAUCUUAUUUUCUUUUGCAUGAUACCUAAUUAACUAAAAUACAGCUGACUUUUCAUCUACUCAGUAUGUUAAUCACGUGUUUAUAGUGCUACAGAGACCAAGGACGAAUAAAUUUAUGUGGAAAAC